ACCUGCACCCACUUAAUUUCACUCUCAGACAUACGGAAGAGAAGAGAGAGAGGAGGAAGAAGAAGGAGAAGAAGAAAGAAGAAGGAAGAAGAAGAAGAAGAAGAAGGAGAAGAGAGAGAAAGAGCUGAGCAUCUUGAUUCUUGAGAGCUGGGGGUCCCCAAAUACAAACCCUAAACAGAAGGAAAAGGAAUUUUUCACAUUUCUUACUAUGGCAAAUUCUAAAGGGUCAUCCAACGUUAGAAGCUUUAUGAGUUCUGGGAAACAUGCACUACUUCCUCCUAAAAGUCCAUUUCCUAGUGUUUCUCCAUCAUAUACAGAAUAUGUUCCUAAUACUGUAAUUGGAGCAAAAGCUGUUCAGAGACCAAGAGAUGGUAACAGCUAUCAUCAAAGAACUUCUUCCGAAAGUAUUUUAAUAGAGGAGCAGCCUUCUUGGCUUGAUGAUCUUCUCAAUGAGCCAGAGACCCCUGUUCGCAGAGUUGGUCAUCGACGUUCAUCAAGUGACUCCUUUGCAUAUACGGAUGCUGCUAAUGUAAAUUUUGAUAGUAUGCAAGAAGAAUUUAGAUAUGCAAAUGCAAUUCCUGGACACUCUUGGUUAUCUCAAGAAUUUGAUCAUCAGAGAGAUGCAAGGCAUGCUUCAUUCUAUACUGAACCAAAUGUAACAAAGCAGAAGAAUAGGGUGUGGGAGUCUUCUUUAUCUACCAUGAAUAAUCCCAUUGGCCUUCAUUCUCCUAGGGAGACCAUAGGUAUUCAUACAUCAGGACCAUUAAGCACUCCGCAGGAAGCAGAUGGUUUGCCUUCUACAGCAAGUGAGAAACAGGAUCCAGUUGAGUCUGGUUCACAUGAUCCGAAAGUCGCUUCUGACAGGAAGGAUACUUCUCAUGGAAAAUCAGCUGUGUCCGAUACAGAAAAUAAACGUGCCAAACAGCAAUUUGCUCAGCGUUCAAGGGUUCGGAAACUUCAAUAUAUAGCUGAGCUUGAAAGGAAAGUACAAGCUUUGCAGGCAGAGGGCUCUGAGGUCUCAGCUGAGCUUGAGUUUCUCAACCAGCAAAAUCUUAUUCUUAGCAUGGAAAAUAAAGCCCUCAAGCAGCGGUUGGAGAAUUUAGCUCAAGAGCAGCUAAUUAAAUACUUGGAGCAGGAAGUACUGGAGAGGGAGAUUGGAAGGUUAAGAACUGUGCACCAGCAGCAUCAGCAGCAGCAACAACCGCAACAACUACGACCUUCUUCGAGUCAUCGGCGUACUUCGAGCAAAGACCUUGACAAUCAAUUCGCUAACCUUUCAUUGAAGCAAAAGGAUUCUGGUUCAAGUCGUGACCCGGUAACAGGUCCAGUGCGCAGUUAGGUGUCUGGUUUGACUUCAAAUGUGUUUGUGCCUGGGUGAUUUUUGCCAAAUUGGUGAAACGAAAAAUGAUUGUCCCUUCGUGCAAGACACUGCUGAUCUCUUCCAGUCUUGGUACCGUAUACCUGUCUGUCUCUUUCUCUCCUCUCUACCCUUUUAAUUCUUUGCCGCUGUGUUCCUGCCUUUUCUGGAGUUAACAUCUUCAUCUGAAUUGAAUGCACCUGGUGGUCCCUUGCCGUAGUAUUUGUUUGUUCUACAUGGGUUGUGUGGCCUACCGGAGGUGGUAUCUGUAUGUACUGUAUGUCUAAUCAAUUAUAAUUUACAUCAGUUAUAAGCACCAUUUUUUUUAGUUUCACCCCCCCCCCCCCCCCCCAAAAAAAAAAAAAGUUCCGCUCCCACAGUGUGAACAUCUUCUGUGUGCUGUUUGGAACAGACAUUCAGUACCUGUAAUGCAUCCAUGGUGAGAAAUAACUUAUUGUGAUUUCCAAUGAAAUCCCUGAUUUACUGA
This is a messenger RNA of Cucumis melo (muskmelon), 1844 nucleotides long. RefSeq lists its product as uncharacterized. Gene Ontology annotation, molecular function: DNA-binding transcription factor activity. Lineage: Eukaryota; Viridiplantae; Streptophyta; Magnoliopsida; Cucurbitales; Cucurbitaceae. The transcript has 5 exons. Bases 209 to 1339 code for a protein of 376 amino acids. The record is from RefSeq and is a predicted model, not a curated record. Gene Ontology annotation, biological process: regulation of DNA-templated transcription.